This is a messenger RNA of Folsomia candida, 2074 nucleotides long. Its product is annotated as SET domain-containing protein SmydA-8. Gene Ontology annotation, molecular function: protein binding. Lineage: Eukaryota; Metazoa; Arthropoda; Collembola; Entomobryomorpha; Isotomidae. The transcript is spliced from 4 exons. The record is from RefSeq and is a predicted model, not a curated record. Bases 142 to 1761 code for a protein of 539 amino acids.
CAGAACUCGCAUUGCAUCUGAACGCAUGCAGAUCAGAGUUUUAAAAAUGAGUUAAUUCUCUCGUAACAAAUAGCAAAGAGUUUUAUCCUAAAUUGGUUUCUUAUAUUCAACAUUUCUUGUAAUUACAUAAUUAGUUCUAGGAUGGACAGUAAACCUCAGGACAAAAAUUGCUACGAGGUUAAAUGCUCCGAAGAACUCGGGCGCUAUUUAGUGGCCAAUCGCGACAUUUCCCCACUGGAAGUGGUGAUUCGAGAGUCCCCUUUGGUGUGUGCACCAGCGGACGACCCCAACUACGAAGACAUGGGAAGAAUGUGCUUGGGUUGCUUCGCCAGAAUCCCUUCAAAUUCCACUACCUCGUCGUGCUCCAAAUGUGGGUGGCCUGUUUGUGACAUCGACUGUCAAACGAUAUCGCACCAUUCAAGCAAUGAAUGUGAAUUCUUUGAAAAGCAAAAGAUUUCCUUCAAAACGCUUCCAUUUCAACAUUUGCUCAACGAAACUAUUUUCAUUCUCCGGUGCAUUUUACUGAAACAAAGAAAUCCGGUGGCAUUCAACAACGUAAUUCUCAAGUUUGAACAUCACACGCAGGUCAGAAUGGAAAAACCAGACUGCGUGGAAAAGGACAAAAAGAUUCUCGCCAAUCUCAGUGAGAUACAAGCCUUGUCAAACUCAAAGUGGUUUGACUUAGAUGAAGAUGAAAUCAUCCAAAUUUCUGGGAUCAUAAAUGUAAAUGCAUUUUCUUCGACAAAGUUGGAAGAUGAGUGUCGCUCGCGUCGAGUGCGUCGUCGUGUGACGAUAUGUCAGUGCUUGUACCCAACCGCAACCCUGCUGGCACAUCAAUGUGUCCCCAAUGCAACGUGGACCUUGUCAGCGUCGCCUCAUUUCGAGCAAACAAUUCGCACCACCGUUCCGAUCAAGAAGGGAGAAAUGAUUGCCAUUGCAUAUGCUCCACAAGAAAUUAUGUGGCCCACGUUGCAACGUCUCAUAUCGUCCAACGACGUGGCACAUUUUAUUUGCCACUGUUUUCGAUGUCAAGACCCCACAGAGCUCGGAAGCUUUAUCGGAGCAAUCAAGUGUGGUAAAUGCGUCCGUGAUAUUGGUGGAUGUGAAAAUGAGGAUGUCCGAUUUUUACUACCAAACAACCCCAUUGAUCCAGAAUCCCUAUGGUCCUGUCAGAAUCCAAAUUGUGGAGCUACUAAAACAGUGGAGCAAGUGAUAAAAACAGUUCAUCAAAUUGAGCGUCGAUUUAAUCGUAUUAAGAAUUCAGUGUAUUCCACACAAACAGAAAUUUCAGAGUUGGAAGAGCUGUAUAAAGAAAGUCUAGAAAAUUGUUUGCAUAAAAAUCACUAUUUACUGCAAGAAAUCUCAUUACGAAUCGUGAAUCGAAAUUCACUUUCGAUCUAUUGCUUAGAUUCAGACGACUUGGAACGAUUUUUAUUUCACUGCAAUUCGAUACUCAAUUUGAGCAGUGUCCUUAGUCCGGGGUUCUGCAGGGCCAGAGCUCUCAUUCAGUUUUACACAGGCCAGGCCAUGAUGGUCAGGGCAAGGAAAUAUAUGAAGGGCCGAGAUUCGGCAGACAACAAAACCUUGUUGUACAACAUGUUCAGCCCAAUUUAUAAGCUGCAAAAAGAUUCAUAUUCUUAUUUCAAGACUGAGGAUGAAAAUGACAACCGUCACAGAGCCGUGAAAGGUUACAACCAAUAUGUGGCGUGUCUAGUGGAAGAAAUGGAAGAGUGCUUAAAAGCCAUGCAGAUCCAAGAAUGACAUUUAUGAAAUAAAUAAAUAGCAGUUCACGCUGACAAUUUUUGUUCAAGUUCUAAAAACUAUAGCUGUUUACUAUUUUAUUUAGAUUUCACUUGUUUGCAUCAUCGGGUCACAUAUUUCAUCAUUUCUUUUUUUUGUAUCCAGCAUUCUCCUUCUUAUCUUGUGAACCCGAGAUAAUAAGCACUCCUUCAAGGUACAUUUCGCUGUGACUCCAGAUUAUACACAACUCGUAUGUAUGCACAUACUUACGUAAAUUUAUGUAACUUAUCCUACAUAAAUUUGUUCAUCACGCAAAUAAACAGAUAUUUUUAUA